AUGAAGUACACCACUGCUCUUGCCUCCCUCUUCGCUGCCGCCAUGGCAGCUCCUACCGCUGUUCAGCCUGUUGCUAGGCAAGCAGACACCAGCGCCUACUUCACCGUCAUCUCUCAACGCAGCGCCUCUCCCAUCCACUUCCAGAACUUGAACGCCCGCGGCGGAUUCUUCUACCUUGGUGGAAAGGGAGGACCAUCUUCCUACUGCCCUUCAGAAGUCAUUGGUGCUGAGAAUUGCCCACCAGGCAACACGACCACAUUUGCUGGUGGCAACAACACUCUCAGCCUCGGCGUUGUUGUUCCCGGUGGCCAGCAGGUCUACGUCGGCCCUGACGGUUCCCUGAGCUACACCACCGCUCACUCUGCCUACAUCCCCGAUGGCUCGACCGUCACCGGCUUCAGCCGCACCCCAGCUCCCAACAGCGACGAGUUUGGCUACCUGAACUGGGACUGCGGCUUCCUUGCCUGCCCUGGCUCCGAGGAUGAUGGAUGGAAGGUCUACGGCAAGCUCGACAACGUCACCUUCAGCGACGAGUGCCUCUCAUUCAGCGCCAUUGCCGCUCCCGUCGAUGCCCCUGGCGCCUGGCAAUACUAG
Messenger RNA from Bipolaris victoriae FI3, 594 nucleotides. RefSeq lists its product as hypothetical. NCBI's taxonomy places the organism in Eukaryota, Fungi, Ascomycota, Dothideomycetes, Pleosporales, Pleosporaceae. Bases 1 to 594 code for a protein of 197 amino acids. The transcript is spliced from 2 exons. The record is from RefSeq and is a predicted model, not a curated record.